Molecule: messenger RNA, 3512 nt
Organism: Panthera uncia (snow leopard)
Lineage: Eukaryota; Metazoa; Chordata; Mammalia; Carnivora; Felidae
Product: calcipressin-1
Exons: 4
Coding region: 1605-1958 (117 amino acids)
Biological process (GO): calcium-mediated signaling
Cellular component (GO): nucleus; cytoplasm
Molecular function (GO): nucleic acid binding; calcium-dependent protein serine/threonine phosphatase regulator activity
Source: RefSeq, a predicted model, not a curated record
AGAUGCACUUUAGAAACUUCAACUACAGCUUUAGCUCCCUGAUUGCCUGUGUGGCAAACAGUGAUAUCUUCAGCGAAAGUGAAACCAGGGUAAGGCUUCUAAUAUAAUGUGAUUUUUGAGAGGUUUCAAAGCACUGUGUUAAUUGGAACUAGCAGCUGAAAUAUUUGCGGGGGUGUGAUGUGGCUGUCUUGCGGGUUUGGGGGUUUUGAAAUAAGUCCAAAAUAUUUGGUGCUUUAUCAAACAAAGCUGUUGCCCGAGGGAUUAACUGUGAUGGAAUGUUUAAAACUCUCAAUAUUUGACAACAUCCAGGUCCCUUGACCAAUCAGUAAUGCAACGUUUUAACAUGGUUUGUAUUUUUCAUUCUGUGUAGGUUGUAAGCAAACUUUUAGACGGAAGCUUUUUCUGGCCGUGAACAGAGCAUUUCACUUUGACAUCUAGAGAUCAGAACAAUGUAAUUUUAUCUUAGGAAAUAAAUAUCGCAAAGCUAUUUGUAUGUCUGUGGUAAUUACAAGGGCCUGUCCUCAAGUUUUCAGCUUCCUUUAGCUAGGGAAAAUGCAGCCAUAGCAAACAAUAAAACUGGAUAAAUAUCUUAAGUUUAAGUGUGGGGAAGCAGCUCUCAUUGGUGGUAAUCAGUAUAAUUAGUCAUUGUAAUCACCGUGCUUUUCUUCUUCAUUCGAUUAAGAUGUAAGAUUUCCAUCAGUAGCUACCCAGCUGUCUAAUUGAUCUUUAACAAUAUUGUAUAUGAGUGAGUUCUGUGUGUUGUGUUUGGGGAGUGGUGUUCGCGCUAUAGGCUUUAGAGCCCAUGCCAUAUUGGGACAUGUGAAAGAUUUUUUUUUUUUUUUAAUCAAAUUGAACUGCACGAGUGUGUAUGAUGCUUGAGAGCUAGGACUGUGGUUUCUGAACGAGAUAUCAGCACAUUCUAUGUGUGAAAAUCCCACAAAAGCUACGUAUUUCAUAUUAGCCUUAUGUGAGUAAAAUCAUUCUUUAUUCAAUCAAAGAGGGACAGCGUCCAGCAACUAUAAGAGCUAGAUCCCAGCUGUCAGAACAAAUAAGAUUAUUUUUUUAGGAGAAUGGCGUCAUAGUGAUGUGGAUUUAACAGACUCUGUGCUUUUCUCUUGUGGUCUGGUCCUGAGCCCUGACUUGUAUUCUAAAAAUAUUCCUCAAAGUCAUCUCCCCUAAAUUCUGAAUCAUAACUCCAAAACUAAACAGUGGGUCACAAUGCCUAUUGAUGAGGUCAUGCAAAAUUCCAAAUAUAUAUGCACAGACCCUGCGCCAGAAACUUGCUUGAGCUCCCGCUGGAGAGAGGUGGGGAAAACGUCCGCCAGCAGCCAGAUGAAAUCCUCUGGGAAGCAUCUGCUGUGUAACAUUUUUCUCAUUCUUUGCCUCUGCAAAACCCCUCAGAGGUUUUCAUAAACGAAAGCAAAGCCACGGGAUUCAGAGAGAGAAAGUUGGCCAAAUUUGAAUCCCUCUUUAGGACAUAUGACAAGGAUAUCACCUUUCAGUAUUUUAAGAGCUUCAAACGGGUCAGAAUAAACUUCAGCAACCCCUUAUCUGCGGCGGAUGCCAGACUCCAGCUGCAUAAGACUGAAUUUCUUGGAAAGGAAAUGAAAUUAUAUUUUGCCCAGACGUUACACAUAGGAAGUUCCCACCUGGCCCCCCCGAAUCCGGACAAGCAGUUUCUGAUCUCUCCUCCUGCCUCGCCGCCCGUUGGUUGGAAACAAGUGGAAGACGCUACUCCUGUCAUAAAUUAUGAUCUGUUAUACGCUAUCUCCAAGCUAGGGCCAGGGGAAAAGUAUGAAUUGCACGCAGCGACCGACACCACCCCCAGCGUGGUGGUCCACGUCUGUGAGAGCGAUCAGGAGAACGAGGAGGAGGAGGAGACGGAAAGAAUGAAGAGACCCAAACCAAAAAUUAUCCAGACCAGAAGGCCAGAGUAUACGCCUCUCCACUUAAGCUGAACUGGCGCCCGGAGGAAGAAGUAUUCCGAAUCACACUCACGGAGAGGAAUCUUUUUCUGUGCAAGUGGCCGCUCACGACUGGGGAGGUGGCAGCCGUGAUCGCUGCGGCAGAAAUUCCAGUUCGCGUUGCUCAGAAGAGAAUCAAGGCUUUGUCCUCUGGUUCUAAUGCUGGGCAUACGUCAAUGUUCAUGGCUUCCGGGAAUGUCCUGGGCCAAUCACUGAAGUUUAAGGUGAUCGCACGAGGACAUUUGGGCACGUCUCGAGAAAACCGAUAACCGAUCGUGUUUUGUACUUGUUCUUUUCUGGUAGGUUCUGUCUUUUGUCAAGGGCGGCUUGAUCCCUGGGUGUGGGGAGAACCUUCUGUUUCCAACCAGCCCAAUGGGCAGACUCUCUCUACUGGUAGGAAAAGGCACCGCGAAGCCACAAAGCGUCCGGUGCAGAAAGGCUGUGGAAACAACAAUGCAAUGUGGGAAUUGUAGUGUUUCAUUUUUCUCCCCAUCACGUUCUAAUGUUUGUGCAUGUAUAUUACGGAUUUUCAGAACUAACCUCUGUUUGUGUAUAGUUAUGCCAUUGUUGUGUUACAUCUUUUGGGAAGAUAGGAAAGCUUGAACAACCGAUCACCUUUCCAGAUUCAUGAUUUCUCUGCGACAGCACUCACACGUGGAAUGCACCUGGAAUACGUUCAUUCAGCAUCCUAUCCAUUGCAACAUAGCCCUUGUGCUUUGACAGAAGAAGUCGAUCUGAAAUUCCCACGUAGAGUUUCACCUCGUAAAGUGCAGAGAACAGCAGUUUCACUGCCAGCAUUUAGUGGGUGAGAAAUUUUAGGUUAGGUGUUUGGGGUCAGACAUCGGUUCCAUUUCUUUCUUUUCCGUGGUGGUUUGUACACAUGAAUCGUAGCCAAAAUACCUUUCUGGGGAACCGUUGGUGGAGAUAGUUGAUUUUUGUUUUUUUAACCCCACUAAAACAUCGAGAUAAACCUGUAAAUAAAGCCGAUAGCAUAUUUUCAUUCCCAUUUGUACACUCGGGUGAAAAAUACGGCAGUGGAAUUGUAGUGUCAGAAUAUUACCCUACCUGUGACUUGUAUGUUGUAGAAAACGCUGUUAAAUGUCGGACAGGACUUGAAUUCAAAGCAUGUCAAGUGGAUAGUAGAUAUGUGGUGGAAUGCUAGGGACUCAGUGCCUUUUUCCCCAUUGAUUCCUGAUGGAAUUGUUACACUAGGUUAACGUCUGUAAUUUUUUUCUGGUCGUAAUGUGUGUGUCUGGUAAACAGGUAUUCUAUUUUGGCCUUACAACACCAUAACGAAAUUUGUCAUUUUGAAAUCCCUAACGCCCAGUAACAGUGCAUGCUUUGGAAAUUUGGAAGGUGGUUUUCUUUAAGAAGCAAAGGCAUUAGGUUGUUCGUGUCAAGAAAUCGACGGGAUGUUCUCAAAACCCUGUUUACAGUACUUGGUGAGGUGUUGGGGGGCCAUGAGGGAGAGACCAUUGCCUAGCUGUUCAAGUGUUCCUGGCUAAGUGCUUUUAAACUGGAGAGGCUAACCUCAAAAUAUUUUUUUUA